Molecule: messenger RNA, 2055 nt
Organism: Periconia digitata
Lineage: Eukaryota; Fungi; Ascomycota; Dothideomycetes; Pleosporales; Periconiaceae
Source: the annotation of a GenBank genome assembly
CAGUUACCAAACGUCAUGGUUCACUCACAUCAACAUAUGCACCAUCGCCAGCACGCGAGAGCGGCCGAGAAUGUCGUACCGGGACAGCUGCCUUCCAGGACCAACCCCAUGGAGCGAUCCAGAGUAAUCGUCGCCCGCACCACAUGUACCAACGACUCCGAUCCAGGCUGCACUAAACCCACGUCCACACCCACCAUCGCCAUUGCUCUGGCUGUAAUUGUUCCUAUUGUUCUGGCUGCAGUCGUGCUCUUCUUUCUGCACAGAAGACACUUGAGGAAGCUUCGCGAGGAGGAUGUCAAGGACAAGUACAAGUCGCUCGACUUUGGCAUGGGCCCCGCCACGGGAGCUGCUGGAGCCAACAAGAAGGGUCGCAGGGGAGCACCCGAGAUGAUCAACACCGACAUGGAGAAGGCUGGCACCCGGUCAGCCCACGAGAAGGGAAUGUCGAUCGACAUGGACGUUGCAAGCCCAUAUAUCCUACCAGCCGGUCUGCACAGCUCCCGCGAAUCAUUCCACUCCCUCUCUCGCUCUACCCACGAUCCGCACGAUCCAUAUGGUCCUGUCACCUUCAACAACGGCGCCGACGGUUCCAGCAUCCACAGUUCAUCCCGGCCCUACAAGCACGACAAUAGCUCCGUCUACACUGCCUCGAGCGCCCCCAACGAUGGCUUGUUGAAGAACGCCCAGAUCAUGCCCCAUUCGUUGCCUCCCAGGACACAGUCCAAGUCGCCAGAGAUGAAAUACCCCGACCCUGUCGCUGUUCCCCUGAGCCCUCUCAACCCGCGCACUUAUGAAGCCAUGCCUCCACCAGCUGCCCCUAAAUCGCCGUCUCCUCCUCCUGCAGUCUCCACGUUGCCACCUGUUCAUGAAGCGAGGGCUACCGCCAACACCAGCCCCAAGCCUUUCCCCCGAGUGCAAUCCCAGGAAGCUGUUGUUCAGUCCGACGCGAAAACCACCAGUUUCAUGAGCAAUUCGAGCUUUGGUGAUGGUUUCCAGGUUACUCCUCCUUCUCCUACCCAGGCCAAACCCACAAUCGAUAAGUCUGCCGAUCCCGCUACUCCCGCUCCGUUGGCCCCCCAGCCUCGCCGCCCCGAAAGGCAAUCUCAGGCUUUCGGCCUGGGUGUGGAUGAAUCUGCCCGCGGCGCCAACCGCCUGUCCAUGAGCCUACGACCCCUCCCCCCACCAAGUGAGGAGACGAACGAAAGUGCUGAACAACGUGCAAACCGUAUCCGAUCGUUUUACAAGGAAUAUUUCGAUGAUUCCAAGCCCGAGCCUGAGAACCCGAACAUUUACAACGACUAUUACGACGACUACACUUCGGAGUAUCUCGAUGGUACCGUCUUUGAUCCGGAAACAGGUAGCUUCGUCGUCGCACAUGCUCAAGGUCCCCAAGCGCCAUUUGCUCAGCCUGUCACUCGUCGUGCCAUGACUCCUCCACCUCGUGCUCCCCCGCGAUUCCGCAGCAACACAGGUCCCCGCGGAGCUCACAUGUCUGGAAGCUCCAUGGCAUCGUCUUCUCGAUUCGCGCCUCCUCGUAACAUGUCUUCCAUGAGCGGUCGCAUGGGUCCCAGGAAGCCCGCACCUCCACCUGUGCAGCUCAGCUCUCUGCCGACGCCCGCACAGCUGAAGGAGGAUACUGCGCUCUUCAAUGCCAUGGACUUCGCUCCUCCCGUCUCUUUCCGUGAGAGGCAAAAUGGCAUGCGCCCAGAUAGCCCACUGGGCAACCCUCGGCCGUUCAGCCCGAUGGUCAGGCCGCACACGCCUUUGGCAAGCGCGUAUGAUGACCUAGCAGCGAUGCCUAGCCCUCAUCUCCUCCGCAAAUCGGGAACUUUCACCGCCCUUGAUUUUGCUCCUCCUCCCAGGUUCCGUGAUGCCGACAACAUGUCAGACGCUGGCUCGAUCCGAUCCAACCGUUCUGGCAUGUCGCACGCUGGUAGAAUGGCUGUCCGAAAUGGCGCAUACCGUGUCAGCAAGAUUCCCAAAGAAAUGGUCACCACAAGGGAUGACUUGUCCGCUCAACUCCGACCGACCAUGGACAUGGUGUCCAAGGCAUAG